AUGCGACAGCCUUUCAGGCUGACCUCGACUCUAGGCGUCGCCUCGAAAUCCGCUUUCAAAUCGACCUCGGUCCGGUCAUUCCACAACUCUAGACCCGCGGCCAACUUCUUCACCUCCAGAACCACCACUCCCGUCAGCACUCUCACAAAAGCUCGAAAUGCAUUCCGACAGUCGAGAACAUACAUCGGGCAAACCGUUGCGCCCGGCGCCGGUGCCGGAAACUUGGUACAGAAGCUGGUUGUAGGAGGGGCAAUGUUCGGAGGAACCUUGAUCGCAUUGAACAUAAUGUUCAACAGGGAAACCCGUGAAGAUGGUGGAAUGCCUCCAUACGAAAGAUCAUACCUGAAUGACACAUUCAUGCAUACUGGUUUGGGCGUGGGUAUCAUCGGUCUGUCUGCCAGAGCCAUGUUCCAAAGUGGCUUUACCUACAGAAUGAUGGCCACCAACCCAUGGAUUGUCAUGAUCGGUGGUCUGGCGGCUAGUAUUGGUACGAUGAUGGGAACAAGGGCCAUAGACCCAAGCAACUACGUUCCAAAGUAUGCUCUGUGGACAGCGUUCAACGCCACCCAAGGUGCCCUCCUUGCUCCUCUCCUCUUCAUGGCCCCGCCAGCACUCAUCGCUCGUGCCGGUCUAUACACUGUUGCAAUGAUGGGGUCGAUCUCAUUCAUUGGUGCUACCGCUAAGCAAGAGAAAUACCUCUACCUCGGAGGUCCUCUCCUUGCCGGUGUUGCUCUCGUUGCUGUCUCUGGCUUCGCUCCCUUGGUUCUCCCAGCCACCGCUGUCCGCACACUCGCCUGGUCUGAGAACAUCUGGCUGUACGGAGGUUUGGCCGUAUUUGGUGGCUUCACGCUCUACGAUGUACAGAAGAUCCUCAGCCAUGCUCGGAUGGCUGAGCGAGGCUUGAUUCGAAAGGACCCUGUCAACGAGAGUAUCAGCUUAGAGUUGGACUUCUUGAACAUCUUCAUCCGAAUGGUCCAGAUCUUGAUGAUGCAAAACAACCGAAGAAAGUAG
Amorphotheca resinae ATCC 22711 is the source of this 1011-nucleotide messenger RNA. RefSeq lists its product as hypothetical. Gene Ontology annotation, cellular component: mitochondrial inner membrane. The record is from RefSeq and is a predicted model, not a curated record. The coding region runs from base 1 to 1011 and encodes 336 amino acids. The transcript has 3 exons. NCBI's taxonomy places the organism in Eukaryota, Fungi, Ascomycota, Leotiomycetes, Helotiales, Amorphothecaceae.